This is a messenger RNA of Phaethon lepturus (White-tailed tropicbird), 747 nucleotides long. It is a transcript of the gene MRTO4, whose product is annotated as mRNA turnover 4 homolog (S. cerevisiae). The record is from RefSeq and is a predicted model, not a curated record. Gene Ontology annotation, molecular function: RNA binding. The coding region runs from base 31 to 747 and encodes 238 amino acids. Gene Ontology annotation, biological process: rRNA processing; nuclear-transcribed mRNA catabolic process; ribosomal large subunit assembly. The transcript has 8 exons. Gene Ontology annotation, cellular component: preribosome, large subunit precursor; nucleolus. Lineage: Eukaryota; Metazoa; Chordata; Aves; Phaethontiformes; Phaethontidae.
GAGGGGGCCUCGAAGCACGGCGGCGCCGCCAUGCCGAAGUCCAAGCGGGACCGCAAAGUUUCCCUAACGCGAACGCCCAGGAAGGGGUUGGAGGCCAAGCAGGCGCUCAUCACUGAGCUGCGGCGAUGCGUGGACACCUACAAGUAUAUCUUCGUCUUCUCCGUUGCCAACAUGAGAAACAACAAGCUGAAGGACGUCCGGAACGCCUGGAAACACAGCAGGAUCUUCUUCGGGAAGAACAAAGUCAUGAUGGUGGCGCUGGGACGCGAGCCGAGCAGCGAGUACAAGGAGAAUCUGCACAAGGUCAGCAAACACCUGAGAGGUGAAGUUGGUCUCCUCUUCACUAACCGCACCAAAGACGAGGUGGACGAGUGGUUCUCCAAAUUCAAAGAGGUGGACUUCGCCCGCGCAGGGAACAAGGCGACGUAUGCGGUAAGCCUGGACACGGGGCCCUUGGAGCAGUUCCCCCACUCCAUGGAGCCUCAGUUACGGCAGCUGGGAUUGCCAACAGCGUUAAAGAAAGGAGUGGUGACGCUACUUUCAGAUUAUGAAGUCUGCAAAGAAGGGGACAUUCUCACCCCUGAACAAGCCCGUGUCCUGAAACUCUUUGGCUAUGAGAUGGCGGAGUUUAAAGUCACCAUCAAAUUUCUGUGGAAUUCUGAGACGGGAGACUUCCAGAAGCUUGUGGGAGACACAGCGGAGGAGGAGGAAGAGGAGGAUGACAAUGAUGACAGCAACAAGGACUAG